AUGAUAUCAUUAAAUAGAGUAUCAAGAAGAGUUGUUCAAUCAGUAAUUAAAAAUAAUGGAUGUAGUAAUACAGUAAGAUCCAUUGGAUCAGUAUCAUUAUUAAAUAAUAACAAUAAUAAUAACAACAUUUCAAGUAAAAUCACAAAUAAACCACAAAAUAGAAUUAAUAUUAAUAGUAAUAAUAAUAGAUUUACAAAUAAUUCAAGAGUUACAAGAACAAGUACAUUUUCAUUACCAGAAUCAGGUAAAACCAUUACACGUUUAAAUAUUAAUAAAAAUGAACAAAUAGGUUUAGAUGUUGCAGUUUAUAGAUAUUAUUCAAAAAAUCAUGAAAAAAUUAGAAAUGUUGCAAUUAUUGCACAUGUAGAUCAUGGUAAAACUUCAUUGGUUGAUCAAUUAUUACGUCAAAGUGGUGCAAUUAAAGCAACAGAAAAAGAUGAAAGAGUUAUGGAUUCAAAUGCAUUGGAAAAGGAAAGAGGUAUUACAAUUAUGGCAAAAUGUACUUCAUUCGAUUAUAAGAAUCAUAAAUUGAACAUUGUGGAUACACCAGGUCACGGUGAUUUUGGAGGUGAGGUUGAACGUGUGUUAUCUAUGGUAGAUGGUGUAGUAUUAUUGGUUGAUGCAACUGAAGGUCCAAUGGCUCAAACUAAAUUUGUACUUUCCAAAGCAUUGAGUCAAGGUUUGAGACCAAUUGUUGUAAUUAAUAAAUUGGAUCGUUCAACAGCACGUGUUGAUGAAGUUGAGAAUGAAAUCUUUGAUUUGUUUGCCACAUUGGGCGCAAGUGAUGAACAAUUAAAUUAUCCAACUCUCUAUGCAUCAGGUCGUCAAGGUUGGGCAAUCCGUUCACGUGGUGAUGAUCAAAAAGAUAUUCUCCCAUUAUUGGAUACCAUUGUAGAGUAUGUAGAAUGUCCAAAUGUUAAACCAGAGGAACCAUUCACAAUGUUGGUUACAAAUUUAGAGUCUGAUCCAUUCGUUGGUCGUAUUGUAACAGGUAAAAUCUACUCUGGUAAGGCCAAGGUUGGUCAACCACUUCGUGUAGUCGAUAUGAAAGGUAAUGUCAUUGAAGAUGGAAGUAAAAUCACAAAGAUUUUCUGUCGUCGUGCUAUGGAAAGAAUUGUUUUGGAAGAAGGUGAAGCUGGUGAUAUCGUUGGUAUCGCUGGUUUCUCCCAAGCCACUGUCACCAAUUCACUCAUUGCCGAAGGUGUCAAAGAACCAAUCAAAGCCAUUCCAAUUGAUCCACCAGUUUUAGCAAUGUAUUUCGAAGCCAACAACAGUCCAUUCGCUGGUAAAGAAGGUACUCAUUGCACAACUUUAAAAAUUAAAAGUCGUCUCCUCAAAGAGAUUGAAUCAAAUGUUUCACUUCAAGUAAACGUAACUGGUGAAUCCUUUGAGGUUAAAGGUCGUGGUGAGCUUCAAUUAGGUAUCCUUUUAGAGAAUAUGAGAAGAGAAGGCUAUGAAGUUGCCGUAUCUCAACCAAGAGUUGUCUUUACCAAAGAUGAAAAUGGUAAUCUCAUGGAACCACAAGAAGAGGUAACAAUCGAUGUCGAUACCGAAUAUUCUGGUGCUAUCAUUGAAAAACUUUCAAAGAGAAAUGGUGAUAUCACCGAUAUGAAACAAUCAAUGGGUAAAUCUAGAUUGGUUUUCCUCGUACCAUCAAGAGGUUUAAUUGGUUUAAGAAGUGAAAUCAUCAAUGAUACCAAAGGUACCGGUGUCAUGAAUCAUUUAUUCCACUCUUAUGUACCACAUAAAGGUCCAAUGGAUAACAAAGAGAAAGGUGCUUUAAUUUCAAUGAGUGAAGGUGUUGCCACUGCUUUCUCAUUAAGUGCUCUCGAAGAUAGAGGUGUUCUCUUUAUUGGCCCACAAACUCAAGUUUACUCUGGUAUGAUCAUUGGUGAAAACUCAAAAUUAACUGAUUUAGAUGUUAAUCCAGUUAAAUCCAAACAAUUAACAAACAUUAGAACUACAGUCAAAGAAGAGGGUAUCCGUCUCUCUCCUCCAAAAUUAUUAAAAUUAGAAGAAGCUAUUGCUUGUGUCAAAGAAGAUGAACUCAUUGAAAUCACUCCAAAGAGUAUUCGUUUAAGAAAGAGAGAAUUGGAUUCAACUAAAAGACAAAAAAUUAAUAGAGAUAAAAAAUCUAUGUAA
Messenger RNA from Dictyostelium discoideum AX4, 2142 nucleotides. RefSeq lists its product as hypothetical. Bases 1 to 2142 code for a protein of 713 amino acids. The record is from RefSeq and is a predicted model, not a curated record. The transcript has a single exon. NCBI's taxonomy places the organism in Eukaryota, Evosea, Eumycetozoa, Dictyosteliales, Dictyosteliaceae. Gene Ontology annotation, molecular function: GTP binding; GTPase activity.